Magallana angulata is the source of this 1200-nucleotide messenger RNA. RefSeq lists its product as uncharacterized. NCBI's taxonomy places the organism in Eukaryota, Metazoa, Mollusca, Bivalvia, Ostreida, Ostreidae. Gene Ontology annotation, cellular component: membrane. The transcript has 3 exons. The coding region runs from base 249 to 1058 and encodes 269 amino acids. The record is from RefSeq and is a predicted model, not a curated record.
GAUUACGAUCUAUCGGGAAGUAAAAUAACGCUUAGAGUUUUAAUUUAACUUGAUGAGCUGUGGACCAGCUGUCUCUAAUGUCUAUGAGGAACUGUUGAGCCUUAAUAAAUCGGACGUAAAUAGUUAGAAGGAAGAUGCAUGUAGUGACAGCGUAAACUUGUUUUAUGGUAUGGAGGACAGUUCAAUUCAACACAUAAUUAGCCACGGAUCGCAAGUUCUGUUCUUGAAAUUGAAGGAGCGAGCAGAGAAUGCUAGAGGUGGACCGGGUUCAAUUACUAGAGUCGGAAGAAAAGCAGCAAGAUGAAGGGAAUAUUGAAGACACUUUCGAUUUCAAGUGGCGGUGCCUCGUAGCCCUGAUUUCCAUACUAUUCUUUUUGAUGUCGUUCGAUUGUGACCUUGUUUUAGCCAGUGCGUAUUUCGAGAGAGAAAUGUACCAUGAGUUCAGCUUGACAAUAUCCAUUACCGUCACUGCUAGUUUGGUGAUAGGGAGCUUGAGUACAUUUUGGAUCAUUCAGAAUUCCUCGACAAAGAAAUCCCCACCAGGAAUUAGAUAUGUUCUGUGUAUUUUGACCAGGUUUCCAAUGUCAGGAUUGGCUAGAGAUGCAGACGUAUUAAGCCGAUGGAUUAUAAAGAGAGGUGACGGCCACCAAGGGAAGUUUUUACAGAUUAACAGGGAAGCAAGAACUCUUAGGCUGUAUGAUGCACUAAUAGGAAACGCGGCACAGUUUUUGCUGCAGGGAUAUUUUUACAUUACCAAAUUUAAGGAAAUUGACGCAUAUUUAAAUUUCCUGUACUGCAUGUCCGUCAUUUCGUCCUUUGUUAUUGUUGUCUGGUCUGUGACAACUUAUACCUCAUCGUCCGACAGAGACCGUGCACUAGCCGCUGUACCUGACAACAACAAAGGCGACAGCAACACAACAAAGGGUCUCGCCACCACGCUACUGGACAUCUUCAGCAACCGAACCUUUCUCAUCUUGUUUCUCCUUAGCAAUGUGAUCUUUGUAGCCACCUUUCUGGUUUUUAGUUGGACCACAAGUCACAAUUAUAAUUAUAAUUAAUUUUUUAGAUAUGUUUUACAAAUACAAUGUACUACUAUUAUAAUUAUAUUUUUUUAAGAAUGAGUGUCUCAAUGUUUUCUACAAGAAUAGAUGUGUAAUCUGUAUAUUAUGAUGUGCUGAAAAAUCCAACAGGGCCUGGUGC